This is a messenger RNA of Myotis lucifugus (little brown bat), 3479 nucleotides long. RefSeq names its product NBR1, autophagy cargo receptor (gene NBR1). The coding region runs from base 420 to 3311 and encodes 963 amino acids. Gene Ontology annotation, cellular component: phagophore assembly site. Gene Ontology annotation, biological process: macroautophagy. Lineage: Eukaryota; Metazoa; Chordata; Mammalia; Chiroptera; Vespertilionidae. The record is from RefSeq and is a predicted model, not a curated record. Gene Ontology annotation, molecular function: ubiquitin binding; zinc ion binding. The transcript has 21 exons.
CUGUGCUGGGGUCAGGCUCGCUGAGGCCCGAAUUGAACGCAAGACAGUGCCCACACACUCGCAAGGUGAGGUCUCGCUACCUCCCCCUUUCCGCCGCAAUGGAAGUCUCCAGUUUAGGUAAAUAAAAGGAUUGUAGGCAAAAAAACUACGAUUUCCAGCAUGCAUUGCGGACCAAAAGACCUUCGCCACAGUGUUCCUUGGAAGCUGUAGUCCUAUGGAGAGGAGCUUUCCGACACUGGAAGCGGCAAGAUUCUCAGGGCGGCCCAGUUCAUAAAGAGCUUCGCACACUUCUCACGUCAACAGAUAUGGAUUGGAAUGUUCUGUUUGCGCAUCUUAAGAGAGGAGAAUAAGCUGGAGAACCUACAAGUCCUAGGAAGACUACAAUUCCCAUCCAGCCCCUCGCAUCUCGACACCACAGCAUGGAACCACAGGUUACUCUAAAUGUGAGUUUUAAAAAUGAAACUCAAAGCUUUCUGGUUUCCGAUCCAGAAAAUACAACUUGGGCUGAUGUCGAAGCUAUGGUAAAAGUUUCAUUUGAUCUGAACACUAUUCAGAUAAAAUACCUGGAUGAGGAAAAUGAAGAGGUAUCCAUCAACAGUCAAGGAGAAUAUGAAGAAGCACUUAAGAUGGCAGUUAAGCAGGGAAACCAACUUCAGAUGCAAGUCCAUGAAGGCUACCGUGUCGUUGAUGAAGCUCCACCCCCAGUUCUAGCAGAAAAACCGCCAGUUUCGAGGACAGGGAAAAAGCCACUUGCACAUUAUUCUUCACUGAUGAGAGUCUUGGGAUCAGACAUGAAGACCCCAGAGGAACCUGCACCACAGCAGUUUCCACUUGCUCCAUCUGACGCAGACCAGCCUCAAGACAGGCCCCCAGACUGGUUCACAAGCUACCUGGAGACAUUCAGAGAACAAGUGGUUAAAGAAACUGUUGAGAAACUUGAACAGAAAUUACAUGAGAAGCUUGUCCUCCAGAACCCAUCCUUGGGCUCCUGUCCCUCAGAAGUCUCAAUGCCUAUUUCAGAGGAAACACUGUUUUUGCCAGAAAACCAGUUCAAUUGGCAUAUUUCUUGUAGCAGCUGUCAACGGAGGAUCUUUGGUGUGCGCUACCAGUGCAGCCUAUGCCCAUCCUACAAUAUCUGUGAAGAUUGUGAAUCGGGGCCCUAUGUCCAUGACUCCAACCAUGUCCUGCUGAAGUUGCGGAGACCUGUUGUGGGUUCCUCUGAAUCGUUCUCUCACUCAAGGUUCUCUACUCCUCGUCUUCCUGCUGCUCUGGAACAAGCCAGGCUCCAGAAGCAGGUUGACAAGAAUUUUCUUAAAGCAGAAAAGCAAAGGUUGCGAGCUGAGAAGAAACAGCGUAAAGCAGAGGUCAAGGAACUUAAAAAGCAGCUUAAACUCCGCAGGAAGAUUCAUCUGUGGAAUUCCAUCCAUGGACUCCAGAGCCCCAAGUGUCCCUUGGGCCGACCUGAGAGCUUACUGCAGUCUAACACCCUAAUGCUCCCUUUGCAGCCCUGUGCCCCAGUUAUGCCAACCCUCAGUGCAGCAUUUGUGGAUGAGAAUUUGCCUGAUGGGACUCACCUUCAGCCAGGAACCAAGUUUAUCAAACACUGGAGGAUGAAAAAUACAGGAAAUGUCAAGUGGAGUACAGAUACAAAGCUCAAGUUCAUGUGGGGAAACCUAACCAUGGCUUCGACAGAAAAGAAGGAUGUUUUGGUCCCCUGCCUCAAGGCUGGCCAUGUGGGAAUUGUGUCUGUGGAGUUCAUUGCCCCAGCCUUGGAGGGAACAUACACUUCCCACUGGCGGCUUUCUCACAAAGGCCAGCAGUUUGGACCUCGGGUCUGGUGCAGUAUCAUAGUAGAUCCUCUCUGCUCCACAGAAAGCUCUGAUAACAUUGAAAAGAGCCUGAUUAACUCAAGCAAAACUGGUGAUCUCACCUGCCAGCAAGAGGAAACUUUUCUUCUGGCUAAAGAAGAAAUUCAGCUUGGGGCAACUGAACAGACAGAAGGGACAGGAACCUACAUCCCACAGAAGACAAAAAAUGUUGCCAGCGAGAGGGAGCUCUACAUCCCAUCUGUGGACCUUUUAACUGCCCAGGAUCUGCUGUCCUUUGAGCUGUUGGAUAUUAACAUUGUCCAAGAGUUGGAGAGAGUGCCCCAUAACACCCCUGUAGAUAUGACUCCCUGCAUGUCUCCUCUGCCACAUGACAGCCCUUUAAUAGAGAAGCCAGGCUUGGGGCAGAUACAGGAAGAGAGUGAAGGGGCAGGACUAAAAGCUCUCUCUGAUUCCACGGCAUCGGUAAAGAGGAGGGCUGAGAAUAUUACUUCAGUGGAGGAGGCAGAAGAUGACCUGAGUGGGACCCAGUUCGUGUGUGAGACUGUAAUCCGAUCCCUUACCUUGGAUGCUGCCCCAGAUCACAACCCACCUUGCAGACAGAAGUCUCUGCACAUGAAAUUUGCCUCACCUGAGGAAGGACCACUUGGAGAUGAGAGAGAGGAGAUGGUCCAUAUCUCUGAGGAAGAGGCUAUUGUGGAGGAGGAAGAAGAGGAGGAGGAGGAUGAACUCAAAGACGAAGUUCAGAGUCAGUCCUCUGCUUCUUCAGAGGACUACAUCAUCAUCCUGCCUGAAUGCUUUGACACCAGCCGCCCCCUGGGGGACUCCAUGUACAGCUCUGCCCUCUCACAGCCAGGCCUGGAGCGAGGGGCUGAAGGCGAGCCUGGGAUUGAGGCUGGGCAGGAACCAGUCGAGGCUGGGGAAACACCCCCUGGAGGGGAGACCCAGCCGCAGGGGUACAGCAUCAAUGACAUCCUCAUGACCUCACAGACUCUGGAUACAGUGCCACUCACCCCAGAGGUGGUGGGCCCUCCACCACGGCUGCCCAGGAGCCCUCCUUGUGCACAGCAUCAUGGCUCCCCAGGAGUGGAUUUGCCGGUUACCAUACCAGAAGUUUCUUCAGUCCCUGAUCAGAUCAGAGGAGAGCCCAGAGGCUCAUCAGGACUUGUAAACAGCAGACAGAAGAGCUAUGACCACUCAAGGCACCACCACCAUGGGAGCAGCAUUGCCGGGGGACUGGUGAAGGGGGCUUUGUCAGUUGCUGCUUCUGCAUACAAGGCCUUGUUUGCUGGACCACCAGUCACUGCACAGCCAAUAGUUUCGGAAGAUCAGACAGCAGCCCUGAUGGCCCAUCUCUUUGAAAUGGGAUUCUGUGACAGGCAGCUGAACCUGAGGCUGCUGAAGAAACACAAUUACAACAUCCUGCAGGUUGUGACAGAACUUCUUCAGGUCAACAACAACGACUGGUACAGCCACCGCUAUUGAGAAGUGACCAUGUAUUAAAUAACUUUGCCUGCUGCUCAGAGAUGAUCUUUAUUGUCAUUGGGGUGUGGGGCAGAAGCCCUUGCUUAUUUUUUAAUCUGAUGAGUAUGUAUAGAGCCCAUGAUUGAAUUGUCAAGACAAUACCUGUAUUACAUUAUUUUUUGGAGCAAA